This is a messenger RNA of Myotis lucifugus (little brown bat), 2153 nucleotides long. It is a transcript of the gene F3, whose product is annotated as coagulation factor III, tissue factor. The transcript is spliced from 6 exons. Gene Ontology annotation, cellular component: membrane. Gene Ontology annotation, molecular function: protein binding. The record is from RefSeq and is a predicted model, not a curated record. Gene Ontology annotation, biological process: blood coagulation. Bases 192 to 1070 code for a protein of 292 amino acids. Lineage: Eukaryota; Metazoa; Chordata; Mammalia; Chiroptera; Vespertilionidae.
CGGCAGGGCGGGCGCCGCGAUCGCGGAGGCGCGGGCGUCCGCGCGGCCCUUUAUAGCGCGCCCGGCACCCGCUUCUCCAGACUCGGCUCCCCGCGCCCCUUCCCGCUCUUUCCCCAGGGGCGCAUUCAGCCCAACCUCUCCAGCCUUCGGGGCGCGACGAAUCCUCCCGACCUCGCCAGCAGCUCGUGGACAUGGCGUCUCCCACCGGACCCCGGGUGACCUGCCCCGAGGCCGCUGUCUCCAGGACACUCCUCCUCGGCUGGGUCCUUGUCCAGGUGGCCGGAGCCUCAGGCACUACAGGUGUGGUGGUAGCAUAUAAUAUAACUUGGAAAUCAACGAAUUUCAAGACAAUUUUGGAGUGGGAACCCAAACCCAUCAAUCAUGUCUACACUGUUCAGAUAAGCCGUAGAUUAGGAAAUUGGAAAAGCAAAUGCUACUCCAUCACCGACACAGAGUGUGACGUCACUGAUGAGAUUGUGAAAGACGUGAAGCAGACGUACUCAGCGCGGGUCCUUUCCACACCGGCAAAUGCCACCGGUUACACUGGGGAGCCCCAGUACACAAACUCCCCGGAGUUCAUUCCUUACUUAGAGACUAAUCUCGGACGGCCAACAAUUCAGAGUUUUGAACAAAUUGGGACAAAACUGAAUGUGACGGUACAGGAUCCUCGGACCUUAGUCAGAAUGAAUGGCACAUUCCUGAGCCUCCGGGAUGUCUUUGGCGAGGACUUAAGUUACACACUUUACUACUGGAAAGCUUCAAGUACAGGAAAGAAAAUGGUCAAGACAAACACUAAUGAGUUUUUGAUUGAUGUGGAUAAAGGACAGAACUACUGUUUCAAUGUUCAAGCCGUGAUUGCAUCACGAAAAGCUAACCAGAAGAGUCCCGAAAGCCCCAUUGAGUGCAGCAGCCACGAGAAGGGUGUGUUCAAAGACAUGUUCUUCAUCAUCGGAGCAGUGGUGUUUGUGGUCAUCAUCUUCAUCAUCACCCUGUCCCUGUGUCUGUACAAGUGCAAGAAGGCCAGAGCAAGGAAAAGUGGCAAGGCGAACUCCCCGCUCCGUGUUGCAUAAAGCACGUGACAUUAGAGCUGCCGACUUCUGCAGUUUAUAUUGCACUGUGACAAAGAACUUUUAAAAGGAUGGAAUAUAUGGAAACAAAAAAAUGAAUUUUUGGAGCAUGGAGACUCUUGGGCCCAAAGAAAGUUCUUUAUCUGACUGUUCUCAUGAAUAGCAUUCUGGUUUCGAGACCAGCACUAGUCACUUUGGAAUGUAAUGAAUGGUACAACCAAUUCCAAGUUUUUGGGUUUUUUUUAAAUAUAUUUUAUUGAUUUUCUACAGAGAAGAAGGGAGAGGGAUAGAGAGCCAGAAACAUCGAUGAGAGAGAUCGAUCAGCUGCCUCCUGCACGCCUCCCAGUGGGGAUGUGCCCGCAACCAAGGUACAUGCCCUUGACCGGAAUCGAACCUGGGACCCCUGAGUCCGCAGGCCGACGCUCUAUCCACUGAGCCAAACCGGUCCGGCAAUUCCAAGUUUUUUAAAUUUAUUUUUUAACACUAUGGCACCUUUUGCACAUAUCAUGCUUUAGACUGUAUUUUCUACACUCAAGACGAAACCAGGUCAUCUAAACAAAAACAAAUGAACAAAUGCCUUAAAAAGUCCUGGGUGGACUUUUGGAAUACUUUCAACAUGCUGACUUCAAACCAUGUGGGAGAGUAAAAUGGAAAUUGGGUGGACUUUUCUAACAUGUGUCUGUCCUUUUAAAAUGUGGAGUUUAGGUUCUUUUUAGAGUUCUUUUGGAGGUUCAAAAUAGUUGGCAAAACAUAUGCAUGUGUUAAAUGCAGAAGACUUCCACUUUGCCUGACCAAGCCUGACAACUUUGGGCAUGUGCAUUACAGUUUAGCACUUUAACUGACUUAAAUGCUAUUAAUUAAACACUUGACAGCUAGCUAUAUUUUUAUGAAACUAUAUAAACUACAUAAAGUUUAUGAUUUAAGGUACUUCAAGUUUAUAUGGUCAACAUUGUAUAUAUUUAUAUAAUUUUUUAAAGGUUUUAUAUGGGAUUUUCUAUUUAUAGAGGUGAUAUUGUUCUAUUUGUAUAUAUUGAGAUAAUUUAUUUAAUAUAGUUUUAUAUAAAUAAAGGUGACUGGGAAUUGUGA